UGCUCCCCCAUCCGCCCAUCAGCUUGCGCCACACUCGCUUCAGGAACACCUGCAACACCCGCCCCACGCGCAACGGUACGUAGCUGAGCUCUGUUCUUCUACCCAUCUGCCCAUCAUUAUUGUUAUCAAUCAAUCGCAAGCGCUCUCCGCUUGACCACAGAGCACUUUCCGCCCUUCUCUCACCUGGAUCUGCCAGCUAGGAGAUACGGUGCGUUCAUGGCUGGGCCAAUGCAAGCCACCAGCGAUCCAGUCGCCAUAUCCAACCCACUGCCCGCCUCGUCAAGCUCGAUUCUAAGCGCUCCUGCUGACCAGAUUUCUUUACUGAAACCAUCAUCCUCAACUAAACCCGACGCGCAUCUGAGUUCGAUUGCCAGCGCUGGUUUGCGCACUUCUCCCUCCCCUGGCCUGGAACCGUCGCGAUCUCCCUCUGCUGUUGGCAUGGCUAGCCCUGCCGUAAACACGGCGGCUGAUCGACCGUCGGAACUAGGAAAAGAAUCCGAAGAAUUUCAACACAAGGGUGGCCCGCAGGUUGCUCGGGAAGCAUUGGGAGUUGCUCUUGGUGAUACUUCUGACAGAGAAGCAAGGUCCUCAGAACAAACAAAUGCAGCCUCGACGCUGAACGAGCCCACAAGUAACACGUUUGUCCGAGAAACCCACGUGCCAUCCGAUGACAUGCAAGUAGACUCCCAUGCGAGCCCGGGUCAUGCCCCUGGUACUUCUGUCCACACAGGAGACCAGGGAGCAAACUCGGUCUCGUUAAUGAACAGCUCUACAGUGGCCAGCCCUGGCCCAAUCGAAGACACCGCAUCUCAAGAUGGUGACCGACCUCGACCGUAUAACGAACACACCGACAUAGCAGAUGAUGCGAAUAAAGCAUUUUCGUAUCCCAUGCCUGCUGCCGGUUUCAAUGAUCCUCGUCGCGGUCUUAGUUUGCCGCAUUCUGGCUUCCACAAAGGAAGCCCCCGAUCACCCUCCACGAAGAAACAUCGGUGCCCUUAUUGUGCGACUGAGUUUACGCGUCACCACAACCUAAAGAGUCACCUCCUCACCCACAGUCAAGAAAAACCCUAUGCUUGUCAGACAUGCCAGUCACGCUUUAGACGCCUCCACGAUUUGAAAAGACAUACUAAACUGCACACGGGAGAACGUCCGCACAUAUGUGAUAAAUGUGGACGUAGAUUCGCCCGAGGUGAUGCAUUGGCUCGUCACAAUAAAGGCCAAGGUGGUUGUGCAGGUCGACGGUCAAGCAUGGGCAGUUAUGCCGGCGAGGACGAUUAUGGCGAUGCAGGUGCUGGAGCAGAUGACGCUAUGGACGGACUUAUGUACACUGAGCCGGAAAGGAUGGACGAAGAAGAUGAGCGACGUCUUAGCACGCCAAGUAUCCGCAAGCACAAUGCACCUUCAUCAGAACCUAUGCCACGUGCACCUGGUGUCUUUCAACCUCGUGCUCCUAGCACGUACCCUCCGAUCGCCACCAACCAACCUCCUCCGCCUCCACCCCCUCGGGGCCUUUUCCCGCCUGCAACUAGUCACGGAGGAUCCAGUUCGUCAACAUCUCCUAUUUCUCAAAGUGGCACUAUGACUUUCCCUGCAACAGCCCAUUCUUCGACCUCCACUUUCCCCGCCCCCAAUAUGACAGAGAGCCCGAAGCCGUUAUCACCAAAUGCCCUCGCCUCCAACCACGCCAGCCAUGGAACUGAAGCCGGUGGUAUUCAUCCGCAUCCACAGCAUCGUGCUCAUUCUCCAGGCUUGAACCAGCAGUAUCAUCAAUCACAUUUUCGAGCCGGAACCACUCAAGGUACUCUCGGUCUUCCACCACCCGGAGCCCCGCAACUCCCUCUCCCUCCGGGACUCAGUACAUCGGACUCGCGAUUCCUACACAGCCAGCAGACACCUUCCCUUUCAUCUAAACAUGGUGCCACCCAUAGCCACUCGAGUAGCCAUGGAGCCGUGAUUCACACAGCUGUUGAUGAUGCUAGCGGUCUAUCAGAUCAGAGUCGUGAGGACAAAUUAUGGGUGUACAUUCGAAGCGUUCAAGAAGAAGUCAACAAUCUUCGAACAGAAGUUACAGCAUUACGAACACAACUUGCUGCACAAAAUCAAGGAGCCAACUCAGCUCCCCAGGCUCAACCAGAACCCGGAGACUUGGGUGCGCGAUAGACACCGUGAAGCGUUCGUGCUUUGAUAUAUACGACCAUCAGCAACUCCACCCAUAAUAGUUCUUCCCAAUCCGUUUCGAGUCAUGAGUAUUAGCUCCUUCGUUAUAAAGCUGUGCGGCUACAUGGUAUGGGUA
This is a messenger RNA of Talaromyces proteolyticus, 2293 nucleotides long. RefSeq lists its product as uncharacterized. The transcript has 2 exons. Lineage: Eukaryota; Fungi; Ascomycota; Eurotiomycetes; Eurotiales; Trichocomaceae. Bases 217 to 2160 code for a protein of 647 amino acids. The record is from RefSeq and is a predicted model, not a curated record. Gene Ontology annotation, cellular component: nucleus.